Messenger RNA from Myxocyprinus asiaticus (Chinese sucker), 1402 nucleotides. Its product is annotated as apolipoprotein D-like. Lineage: Eukaryota; Metazoa; Chordata; Actinopteri; Cypriniformes; Catostomidae. Bases 135 to 695 code for a protein of 186 amino acids. The record is from RefSeq and is a predicted model, not a curated record. The transcript has 5 exons. Gene Ontology annotation, biological process: tissue regeneration; brain development; lipid transport. Gene Ontology annotation, molecular function: lipid binding.
GUUGCAAAUAAACUACUAUAUGACACUUCUUUUCAGCAAUCACAUGAGACAGAGUGAUUCAAAUAAAUAUUCUGUGCCUCACAGUCCAUUGCAUAUUCCACAAGACACUACGAGCAAAGAUCAUUGCAAGGAAAAUGAAGGCAUUUCUUGUGGUUCUCUUGGCUCUCUUCCUGCCCAUCAUAAAUGCCCAGGUACCCCACUGGGGCCCAUGCCCAGAGCCUGCUACCCAAACUGCUUUUAACCUAAAUAAGUUUAUGGGGAGGUGGUUUGAGAUUGCUAAACUUCCAGCACAGUUUGAGAAAGGGAGAUGCAUUGAAACUAACUUUACUCUCAAGCUGGAUGGAAAUGCCCAUGUGGUGAGCUCUGAAAUUCUAAAAGGAGAGCUAAGAAAAAUUGAAGGGACAGCUGUGGUGGAAGAUAAAAAAAAUCCAGCAAAGCUUGGAAUCAGUUUCUCUUACGUUUUGCCCUACACUCCAUACUGGAUUUUGUCUACUGACUAUGAAAAUUUAGCAGUGGUGUAUUCAUGCACUGAUGUCUUGAGACUGUUCCAUGUAGACUUUGCGUGGAUUUUGGGCCGCACCCGAUCCUUGCCUGCUGCCACCAUUGACCAUGGAAGAGAGGUUUUUACCAACAACAACAUCGAUGUAAGUCGGAUGACUUUAAGCAGGCAGCAGGGCUGUGACAAAGGCCUUUGAAUGACAGCAUGACAGAAAAAUCUUACUUGCAGUGUUAAGAUGCUUUUGAUUGAAGGCCUUGUGCACUACUAAUAUAAUCAAAUAAUGGUAAACACAGUAUGGAAAGUUCAGAGUUUGUUUCUUUUCAAAACUGUACAUGGACUCAUUGAUUACAUUUGUAACUUUUUUCUUUAAAAGGUUUGUUAACCUGGAAUGUAAUUCCAUCAUUUUUGAGGGGGUUGUUCAGAAUUGAAAGCACAAGAUUCCAAUUGAUCAAAAUAAAUUAAAGAGCACUAACUAAAACCAUGUGAAUUUUUUUUUACUGAGCAGUGUCCCUUUGACUUGAUAAGAGUUGUUUUUUGUACAUUUAGAACCUCCUUGUGGUCACAAAUUAAAUAUAAAUAAAUAAACCACUACAGCGUCUGGCUUCCAUUUAUUUCUCCAGGUUUAGAAAUUGAUGAAGGCCUAUAUAAGUGAAAUCUUGCUUGGUUAUGGGAAAGAAAAUAAUAUUUGGUACAACAUAUUAAUUUACCAUCAUUUUAUUUCAAUAUUUCAAGAGUUUGACAGGAAAGGAAAGCUUGUUGCAAUAUGCUUAUAAGGCAUGAAUGCAGUUAUAACAGUGUCAGAGAUGUAAGAUUAAAGAAGGGGAAUAAACCCUCUGUAAGUUGAGCAUAAAGAUAUUAUUGAGACCUCAUAUAUAAUAAUGCAAAGGACAGUCACAGACAGAA